AUGGAGGAUGUCGAUGCACCGCCACCUGCUUCGUCUGCUACACAGCUUGGGACUGAGUGCCAGCCUGCCCCAAUUUCCAAAUCGGAGAGCAAGGACAAGGAUAUACCAUUUGAAGCCCAAGAUCAAGAUGAGGUUCCUACAACGUCCGCUGAUACGAAGAAGUCCCAGGGCUUUGCAUGGUAUGCUCCGUGGUCCCGGUACCAAGCGCCCUCUUCGGUGGUGCCGUCAGAUGGCGAUGCUGGUGUAAAGUCAGCUUGCCAGCAAUCAAUUGAUCAGAAACCCGAGCCGACUUACCAGGAACCGUCCGUUCCUUCAAUAGAGGGCCCGGAUGCCAACGUUCCCGCCACCGGAUCUAUCAAUCCUAUCCAGUCAUCGAUAUCCCAAAAUCGAACAGGCUGGAUGUCUUUCUUCUCUACUCGGGCUGUGGCAAUGAACAGUAUCACGUAUGAGAAAGAAGGAGAAAUGGAAGUGAUGGAUAUCGAUGAGGAUGCCAGCGCCGCCGAAGGUACUGGCAGUUCUUCAUUACCGAGCUUGGCGGGCACCCAGGGACCAUCGAUUAAGGAGACAAAACCGUCCCAGCUCGCUUCGGCAUCUGGCCGAGGAUCUCCCGUUGCUGUUGAUGUGAGGCAGCAACAGAAAGUAACCACCCAAACCACCUCAGAGGCAGGUUUCCGUGAAGUUGUGGUACGACAGUCGUCUCCUUCGCCUUCCAAGAAAUCCAUUGUAAAGACACCCGUGACACCACCUCCGCCCAACGUAGUUCUACCCACUUGGGAGGAUAUCUUUCACGCUCCGCCUAGAUCUAUUAUCCCAGAAGCGCCUUCAUCUACCCUGGCGAAGGCGCUCAAGUCUGUCACGGAGGUUUUAUUUUCCCGAAGUGAGGCUCCCGCGGAGAAAGGGAAAGGGAAAGGACGGGAAGAUCAUUGUUCCCCGUAUGAGAGGGCUCUUCCACGCGCAUGGAACGUUCUCGGCGAUAAUAGCACGGACGUCUUGAGGGGUUGCCGACGGGUAGUUGUCAUCGGCGUCCAUGGAUGGUUCCCGGGUGCUGUGGCGCGGACUUUCAUUGGAGAGCCAACAGGCACUAGCUCCAAGUUGGUCAAUAGAGUCGUGCAAACACUAGACGAGUUCCAGGAAAAGCACAAUGUGAAAUUAACAAAGAUUACGAAGAUUCCCCUGGAGGGCGAGGGAACAAUUAAUCGCCGCGUUGAGAAAUUGUAUCAGAACCUGAUCUCGAACGACGAAUGGAUGGAUGCUCUUCGUGAAGCAGACGCUAUAUUUGUCGCGACACAUUCUCAGGGGUCCAUAGUAUCUACCCACAUCCUGGACCGCCUUAUUGCUGACCGCCAUAUUCGGACGACGUCAAACAACGGUGUUCUGCCUGGGGAUGUUCCAUUACCUCCGCAGCGUAUCUGUUGUUUGGCCCUGUGUGGCAUUCACUUAGGACCUCUCCGUUACCUGAAUACGAGCUCCUUACUUUCCCCCUACAUCCAAUAUUUUGAAUCCACGGCGGCCCGUGAGCUAUUCGAGUUUCAGAACACGGAAAGUGCGACAUCCAAAGACUACAUGAGGGCAUUGCAAAAUGUCUUGAACAAUGGGAUCAAGAUGGUCUACAUCGCCUCUCUGAAUGAUCAAGUCGUGGGACUGUAUUCUGGGUUGUUCACAUCAGUCUCCCAUCCAUUGAUUCUUCGUGCGCUCUACAUAGACGGAGAUGCAUACCAUUCUUCUGAUUUUCUUUCUAACUUACUCGCGCUGCUCCUUCGCGUUCGGAAUGCUGGCCUGUCGGACAGUGGAUUGCUUACUCAUUUGUCUGAAGCAACUGCAGGCUCGCUGAACGGCAUCGGCCAUUCCACACCGUAUGAAGAGCUUGGUACAUAUACCUUAGCCAUAAACUACUUGUUCCUCGCCAAUAAUGGUCUUGAGGAUCAAGCAGAAUUAACAACAGAAUCAUUUAACGCACUGACAGAACAGAAUGAUUACGAAAUUCCCUGGGCACUCCGCGACUUGAUCGCUGAUGAUAGGGUUGCACGUUUAUUUUCCGAUGAACUGGUUGCUUUACGAGACGCUUUUCGAAAUUGGCAUCCCAAGACGGCCGUCCAAAGAGACCUCAAGCGCAAGCUGCAGCCCAUCCAGCGCCUAUCGGCCUCGAUGAUAUCAGCUCGUGACCAUCCUGUGAGCAAGCUCUGA
Pisolithus orientalis is the source of this 2184-nucleotide messenger RNA. RefSeq lists its product as uncharacterized. Lineage: Eukaryota; Fungi; Basidiomycota; Agaricomycetes; Boletales; Pisolithaceae. The record is from RefSeq and is a predicted model, not a curated record. The transcript has 10 exons. The coding region runs from base 1 to 2184 and encodes 727 amino acids.